UUAGUUUGUGAAAAUCCAUUGCAUUGAUUCAGACCUUAAGCUAUGGCGCUCCGAUCGGUUGACUUAGUUUGCUCCUAGUCACUUUACACUUGAGGUAGUGCUCUCCGCUUCUGAAUAGUAUCAGUUUCUGAAAAGCCAUUGCAUUGAUUGAGACUCAAAGCUAUGGCUUUCCGAUCGGCUGCACUAGCAUUGUAUCUCUGCGGAGUAUUAUUAUCCAGCUGUUGGGCAAAACCUAGGUUGCACUUUGGCUAUUGUGGUGAAUCUGGAACAGGUCAGUGUCGACCUAUCGAGGAUUGCCUGAUGGAGGCGGGCUUCGUCGCAGCCAAGGAUUCGUCGGAGUGCUUCAAUGUGGUUUGCUGCGAGAAGAGGGAAUACCCGCAAUUGGUGGAGAAUUACUGCCACCACGAUCUGAGGCCCCACAUUUCCAAUGGCCAGAACACCAAAAGCCGCGAAUUCCCCUGGAUGGCCAUGUUGCUGUACGGAGACCACCUGGAGCCGAAGUGCGGGGGCAGCCUGGUCAGCAAUAAGUGGGUAGUGACUGCAGCCCAUUGUGUGCGGCGCCAGAAUUCCGAGAAGCAACUGCGUCUCGUCCGUCUGGGAGUGUGGGAUAUCCGGCAGGCGGAAGAUUGCCGUGGGCCGGACUGCACGCCGCCGCCGCAGGACUUUGCCAUCGAAAGGCCCAUUGUCCACGAAAUGUACAAGCCCACUGAGAUCACGGGGAGCAGUCUGCAGAAGCACACCAACGACAUUGCCUUACUCUAUCUUGACAGGGUCGUCACCUUUACGGAGUUCAUCCAGCCCAUCUGUCUGCCUCCGCUCUACAAUCCUACCCGGAUCGGUGUCUAUGCGCACUACAACCUGACCAUCGCCGGAUGGGGUCGUACCAGCGAGGAGUCCGAUGACAUCAGUCCCGUGAAGAUCAAGGCUCAGGUCAACGCCUGGUCCCCGGAGAGCUGCCAGAGGCGCUAUGAGGAUGUGAACCUUGGCCAGAUGUGCGCCGGGGGCGGGGCCGACAGGAAGGGCAGCUGCUUCGGCGACUCUGGCGGUCCGGUGAUGGACGACAACCUGCUGGUGGGCAUCGUCUCACUGGGGGAGCCCAAGUGCGGAUCCGACCGAGGACCCAUGGUCAUCACGCGAGUGGACUCCUAUGUGGAAUGGCUGGAGUACCACUUGUUUGGUCGUAAAAUCACCAGGAGAAUAGUCAUUUCAAGACCAAAAAGAUACGCAUCAAAUAAUUUGUAUAAAUUAGGAGAUUAAUAAAUGUUUUUUUUAUACAAUAAUCAUUUAAUAAUGAUAUUAAUUUGGAAAAGAAAUUAAAACUAUAUUGGCGCGGCACACAAUAAACUUAAAGACGCCACCUGGUGACAAGGUUUUAAAACAUGCUGGCCUGACGUCAUUGACAUUGUUAUGUCGUUCGGACCUUAGUUUCGUAAAAACUUCUGAAAUAAU
This is a messenger RNA of Drosophila rhopaloa, 1449 nucleotides long. RefSeq names its product spaetzle-processing enzyme-like. Gene Ontology annotation, biological process: proteolysis. Gene Ontology annotation, molecular function: serine-type endopeptidase activity. The record is from RefSeq and is a predicted model, not a curated record. The coding region runs from base 163 to 1257 and encodes 364 amino acids. The transcript has 2 exons. Lineage: Eukaryota; Metazoa; Arthropoda; Insecta; Diptera; Drosophilidae.